Messenger RNA from Cyprinodon tularosa, 1891 nucleotides. Its product is annotated as cyclic AMP-responsive element-binding protein 1-like. Bases 258 to 1199 code for a protein of 313 amino acids. Gene Ontology annotation, molecular function: DNA-binding transcription factor activity, RNA polymerase II-specific; protein binding; cAMP response element binding. Gene Ontology annotation, biological process: regulation of transcription by RNA polymerase II. Lineage: Eukaryota; Metazoa; Chordata; Actinopteri; Cyprinodontiformes; Cyprinodontidae. Gene Ontology annotation, cellular component: ATF4-CREB1 transcription factor complex; nucleus. The transcript is spliced from 9 exons. The record is from RefSeq and is a predicted model, not a curated record.
CAUCGUUGUCGUCGUCUGCCUCGUCCUCCUCUCCGUGUUGUUGUUCUCGGUGACGCGGCGGAGGUGUAGCCUGACGCGGUCUCUUACGUGUCGGUCUGAAUAAAAGUGGAGCUCCGUAGACCCGGGAGUGACGAAGCGAGUCUGUGUUGGGCCAACAAAGAGAUCAUGGCGGCGCCUGUUGCAGCAGCAGAGCCUCACAAAAUGAGUCAGUCUCUGCAAGGCUGAGACAUAGGUUUUUUUUAAUUCAGAGCCUUUAAAUGAAGAUGGAAGCCGGUACAGAGGUGCAGCAGAGCGGCGAGGCGGCGGUCUCCGAGUCCGAAGCGCAGCAGAUCACCCUCACCCAGGCGCCCAUCACAGCGGGCCAGGGUCAGGGGGUCACCAUCGUGCAGCUACCUAACGGUCAGACGGUGCAGGUCCACGGCGUGAUCCAGGCCGCUCAGCCGUCUGUCAUUCAGUCACCGCAGGUUCAGGCUGUCCAGAUUUCCACCGUGGAGAGCGAGGAUUCGCAGGAGUCUGUAGACAGCGUCACAGAUUCGCAGAAGAGGAGAGAAAUCCUCUCCAGGCGGCCAUCUUACAGGAAGAUCCUGAACGACCUCUCCUCAGACGCUCCCGCUGUGCCCCGGAUCGAGGAGGAGAAGUCAGAGGACGACUCGGGUCCAGCCAUCACCACUGUAACCAUGCCCACUCCCAUCUAUCAGACCAGCAGCGGCCAGUACAUCGCCAUCACUCAGGGCGGGGCCAUCCAGCUGGCCAGUAACGGCACAGAUGGCGUGCAGGGACUGCAGGCGCUCACCAUGGCCAACGCCGCCGCCACGCAGCCCGGGACGACCAUCCUGCAGUACGCUCAGACCAGCGACGGCCAGCAGAUCCUGGUUCCCAGUAACCAGGUGGUGGUUCAAGCUGCUUCAGGCGAUGUCCAGGCCUACCAGAUCCGGACUGCUCCGACCAGCACCAUCAGUCCAGGGGUAGUCAUGGCAACCUCUCCCGCAUUGGGAUCAUCAGGAGGUACAGAGGAAGUAACACGGAAAAGGGAGGUUCGACUGAUGAAGAACAGGGAGGCAGCCCGGGAAUGUCGCAGGAAGAAGAAGGAAUACGUUAAGUGUCUGGAGAACCGGGUGGCCGUGCUGGAGAAUCAGAACAAAACCCUCAUCGAGGAACUCAAAGCCCUCAAAGAUUUGUACUGCCACAAAUCGGAGUAGAGGGGGGAGGAGGGGGGGUCCCCAUGUACAGAGACUCAGCUCAGAGCCACGCAUCCAGAGGCCACGCCUCCUUUUCUACUUCCCCCGCUUUCUAAAAAAAACAAACAAACCCAACAAACUGCUGAUUAAUCUGAGCAGGAAUCACUGGGACAGAAUUAGCCCCGCCCCCCCAUUGGUUCCCCUAGAAACAGAGGACAUUUCCAGGAAAGCAUUCCAGUCACUGGUGUCCCAGUUUAAACUGGGACAGAAUCACCAGCAGAGGAUGGAUGAGGGGGGGGGUGUAUUUGACCUGUUACCCUGAACUGGAGGUGGGAUGCCAUGUUUUUUUUUUUAUUUCUGCAUUAAUCUGCCUUUUUAUUUACUUUUUAGGACAAACAGCUAAACAUGAACUCAGCUUUAAACUCAGUAUUAAAACCUUUGUUGUUUUUGUUCUUACAGGAAAAUUAAUCUAUUCAGUUUUUAAAAAGACUCAUAAACAGAAUAAAUCAGGGUGAGAAAGUAAAGAUGUUUGCUAACUUAGGAGGCAGAAAGCGGUUAUUCUAGAUGAGUUUUUCUUCUUUUAAAAGGAAAGUGAAUCUAAAAAUAUGUGCUCACUUUUAUUUUUGCUGUAUUUAGUUGUUUUAUUAAACAAAAGUAAGCAUGUCGGGUUAAAAAUGGCUUUUAUAAAUAUGAACUUAACGGUUGGCAGGAGU